Messenger RNA from Heterobilharzia americana, 1500 nucleotides. The record is from the annotation of a GenBank genome assembly. NCBI's taxonomy places the organism in Eukaryota, Metazoa, Platyhelminthes, Trematoda, Strigeidida, Schistosomatidae.
AUGAAAACUUUGAAGAAGAAAAGGGGAUUUGUGGCCCCAGAAAGUGCUCCGGAUAGUAAUAAAGUGAAGAACUUCUUCUCGAGGGUUGGAAGUGGUUUACGUAGUGCUUUCCACAAACCCCACCAACAUAGUGUACCAGUUAGUAACCGUGACGUUAGCAACCAUUGCUAUUCUUCCGAUGAUCUGAGGACAAGCAAAGAAUUGAAGGUUUCCACUGCAAGUGCGACAACUGAUGGUCUGUCUUUAAGCAAAACGAUCGUGUUUCCUCUGCUAUUCAUAUAUUGGAUGAUUCACAUAAUUCUAGCCCACGGUCAUCAUAUAGCCGUGAAAGUUUGCCGCCGUUUCAUAAUGCUACCGCUUUUCGAUCAUACCCAACAAUUGUCGUUUGAUUCAAUCUUAAAGAAGAAAAUAAAUAAACUUUAUGAUUCAUUCUUUGCUGGUUUAAUCAGUUUACAGCAUCGACUAGCUGUCAGUAGACCUCGAAAUCGUCGUCCACCUACAAAAGCUACCAAUCAUCAAUCAGAAAAUAUUGAUGACAACUUUGUCUGCUUCUUUUCCCCAUCAUCAUCAUCUACCAAUGUGCCAAUUAAUUCUUUCAUAUCAACUCCCAAUCCUCAAUUGGAUCUUAUCAAAGAGGAAGGUGAAGUAGUAGUAGUAGUAGAAGAGGAAGAAGAAAUCAAUAAAACGUCUGAUCGUGCAACAUCGCCUAGUUCAUUCGAUGUGGAUUUGACAAGUUUUUCAAGCAUUAUAAAUACCGAGGAAACUAUUCAUGAUAGUCAGAAUUCAAGUCAGUUUAACUCCCCAAUAUCACGGAUUAGCUUAAGAGGAAGCACCAAAUCCUUCUGUAAAUCGGACUCUUUGAAACGUGAAUCUCAACCCUCCCUUCAACCUGAUUAUACAACUGGAUGGGAUCAUGAUACACCAACACCGUAUAAACCACCGAAGAAAGGAAUUGGAUUUGAACGAAUAAAGUUGAAUUCAUUCAUUGAAUCGGAUCGUAUAAUAACACCAUUAUCACAUAAUCAUGAAGCGGUGACUGGUGGUGGUCAGAAUAUCCGUCCACAUUCCAUGUUCAUUGCAUCCAGUGUGAAGGGGGAGACAACACAGAAUAGCGUAAAAUUAAAGCCUGUAAAUAUACUGAAUGAUCUCGACGAUAAACAACAACAACAACAACAACAUGAUGAAAGUUUAUCAUUUACAUCUUCUGAAUCUAUCCCAUCAAUUGUAUUCAUACCGUGUAAAUCGUCUGUUGAAAAAGUUUCUCGUGAUUGUAAUGAAGCUAAGGAGGAUAUCAAUGAUUCUGGAUGGCCGAUUGUAAAGAAAUCUAUUUCAAUCGACCCAGAAGAAUCUACCAAUAAAUACUCUUCAAGUUCACUUGUUCAACCGAUGCCUAUUCUUCGAAAGCAUGCUGAAAAUGCUAAAGCUAAAUCAACAUCUUCAGAGAAUCGUGUCUCACGUGUACUGGAUUUGGUGAAAGCAUUUGAAGCGUCUAAUUACUGA